AUGGCCUCCAUUUCUUUCGGCGUCAACAGACGGGUCGAGUGUGGUGCGUGCUGGGAAGACGUCGAGGAACAAGACUCUAUCACAACGCUCUGCGGCGAACUCUACUGCGCCUUCUGCCUCCGCGCAUGGUUCUUCGACGUGGUGAGGGCAGUUGAUUUCACAGACUUCCCCCCAAAGUGCUGCGUCAAGCACCGAGAUGCCCUGUUCCCACUGAACCCAGACGGGCCCAUGGAGAUCAUCCUCGCAGAAGAUGUUGCUAGCAUCCUUGGCCGGGACCUGGUCGACGCCUACCGCGCAAAGUAUGAGGAGUGGAAAACCCCCGACAAGACGUACUGUUCCGGCUGCGGCAAAUUCGUCCCCGAGCGACAUAUCGCGUCGGAUGCGGCUCGCUGCCCGGUUUUUGGACACGAAACCUGCGCGAGAUGCAAGGCGGAUAAGCAUCCCGGCGACUGUCAGCCCGAUGAAGAGAAGAACAAAGUCGAAGAACUGGCCAAGGAGCAGGCCUGGUCGAAGUGCCGCUUCUGCGGGCAGGUGGUGGAGCGUGUCGAGGGUUGUUAUCAUAUGAUCUGCCGCUGCGGUCACGAGUUUUGCUACCUCUGUGGCAAAACCUGGCCAACGUGUCCCUGCCCCGGCCGGCGCUCCAGAACUAGAACGCGUUCUUGGAGGAGCACUAGACAUCACAAGGUCGCCGGGCGGGACAGUUGUCUCACUCGAGUACCGAUGGAAGGCCAUUCUUGA
This is a messenger RNA of Canariomyces notabilis, 738 nucleotides long. RefSeq lists its product as uncharacterized. Gene Ontology annotation, biological process: positive regulation of proteasomal ubiquitin-dependent protein catabolic process; ubiquitin-dependent protein catabolic process; protein polyubiquitination. NCBI's taxonomy places the organism in Eukaryota, Fungi, Ascomycota, Sordariomycetes, Sordariales, Chaetomiaceae. Gene Ontology annotation, molecular function: zinc ion binding; ubiquitin conjugating enzyme binding; ubiquitin protein ligase activity. The coding region runs from base 1 to 738 and encodes 245 amino acids. The transcript is spliced from 3 exons. The record is from RefSeq and is a predicted model, not a curated record. Gene Ontology annotation, cellular component: cytoplasm; ubiquitin ligase complex.